Oryctolagus cuniculus (rabbit) is the source of this 12695-nucleotide messenger RNA. Its product is annotated as casein kinase I-like. Lineage: Eukaryota; Metazoa; Chordata; Mammalia; Lagomorpha; Leporidae. Gene Ontology annotation, biological process: protein phosphorylation. The record is from RefSeq and is a predicted model, not a curated record. Gene Ontology annotation, molecular function: protein kinase activity; ATP binding.
GGUGCGGGGCCCAAGCACUUGGGCCAUCCUCCACUGCACUCCCGGGCCACAGCAGAGAGCUGGCCUGGAAGAGGGGCAACCGGGACAGAAUCCGGCACCCAGACCAGGACUAGAACCCAGUGUGUUGGCACCGCAAGGUGGAGGAUUAGCCUAGUGAGUCACGGCGCCAGCCCCAUGAUUAUAUCUUGAGAUAUGAAACCAGUGAAUUUUUACAAAUAUGUAACUAGAUAGCUGGAUCUCUUUUUAGGUUUUUGAAGUUUUGCUUUCCCCCAAAUUCCCGAAUGCUUUCUUCAUUUCUCUUCGUCCUUUUUUUUUUCCCUUUUCCCCCUUAGAUUGUUUUCAAAUGGCUUUUCUUUGAUCCUAUUAAUUUUUGUUUUAUCUAACUGAUGCCCCAUUGUUUUUUAAAAUUCAAUUAGUGUAUUUUUCAGCUCAAAGAUUUAUUUGAUUAUUUAAAAUUAUUCUUUCUUAGAUAAUUAAAUUGUUUCUCUGUGCUAUCUAAAAGCUCAUCAAGUUUCCUUAAAACAGCUAUGUUAAAUUUUACACAUGAGAAUUUGCCUCCUGGUCAAUUUAUGGCACCUUGUUUUGUUUUUUUUUGGGUGAGGUCAUGGUCCCCUGAAAGAUCUUGAUGUUUGUUUCUACAUGAUGUCAUGUGCAAUUUGAAUGAUCAGGUAUUUUUCUUGCCCUUCAUAAUCUGGCUUCGUUUGUGCCUGUACUUCCAGAAAUCCUAAGGAAUCUGCUGAUUUUCUUUAAGCCUGUGCCCACUGCUGCUAAAUCACCACCAGAUGACACCGUAAAUUAAGAUUUGUUAUGAGUUUACUGGUGGUGUAUUGUCACUGUUUCAGCACCUGAGGACGUCAGUAUGUUAUUCAAAAUGAAUUGGGUUAGUGUCUAAAAUGAGAUAGUCUGUUCCUACCAGCAUCUAUCUUGGGCCAGGAUAGACUCAACUGCCUCAACCAUAGUCAAUGAUCUGUGGUCUGGAGCUAUGGAAUUUUGCCUGGCUAUGGACAUCACUGUGGAGGCAAUAACCCCAAAUUUCAAUUAAAUGACUUGGUACCUGCCUCGUCUUUCUUUCUAUAAGUAGAUAAUUAUUCUUCCAUGUUAAUGCUGCCUGAAGUUGCAGAACAAAGGUAGUAAGCAUUCCUGUGACCACCAACAAUGCAAUGGCAGAUGACAGUCAGAGGUCACAGCCCACCAAGACCAGUGCAGCAUGGGAGUAGGACCAACACUGCUAUGGGCUUCUUAUUGCUGUGGUAAACUCAUGGCUGGAGACUGCUACAACCAGAAACAUUUGAUGCUAUCUGGGCUAUGUCUGAUAGACUGGCACUACAGAUGUCUACUUGGCAUUGGGGUAAGUCCUGAUACUCUAUCCACUGGCCUGGGGGCAGAGCCUGCUAGGUUUUGCCCAGGGUUAAGAUUUACCAGCCUGACACAGUUCUAAGACAUAGUCUUGUGCCUCUUUCACCCUUCCUCUUCAGAGACUUGGGUCUCGUUCCUCAAAUUCUUUAUCAGACUGGGAGAGUGGUGGUGGAGGAAGUCCAUGGCCAACCAGGCUAGUACUAGCUGAAUCCACACCUGGGUCUUACAGCUUCUGAAGACUAUGUAGGUUCUGGGGGGUUGGGGUGCAUACUAGGCCCAAAGGAGGAUGGCAAUGAUACAGGCAAAAACAUGAUUUUUUUUCUGUCAUUAAAAGGUUUCUUCCUGAUGAUGAGGCAGAUCUAGAGGCUUCAUCUGUGAGUACUGACCUGGAGAUAGGGUCUUUUGGACUCUAUCUGGUGCUGGGUCUCACCCUGGCAGGUCUGGCGCAUAGCUUCAAGCAAAAUCCACUGAUGAUACAAGCCUGGGACCAGGGACUGUGAGUUUUACUAAGGUGGGCCUGAUUAUUGGUUUCAGUUCUAAUGUCUGGACUGAAUUCUUUCUUUCUCCCUUCCUGAGGCAGGAGGGUGAGGCAUCACUUUCCCCAGUGCCAUGCUUGGAGCUAGGAGAGGCAAUUCUUUCAUUUAUGCCUGCUUUAAUAUAUCUUUUCUUUCCUUUUUUUUUUUAAAAGCUUUGAUUUAUUUGAACAGCAGACUAAGAGAGAAGGAGAGACAGAGAAAGAGAGAGAGAGAUCUCCCAUCUGAUGGUUCACUCCCCAAAUGACUGCAAUGGUUGGAGCUGGGCUAGGCCAAAGCCAGGAAACUUGAACUGUACGUGGGUCUUCCACAUGGGUUUCAGAGGCUCAGACACUUGGGCUAUCAUUCACUGCUUUCCCAGGAACAUUAGCAGGGAGCUAGAUAUGAAGUGGAGCUGCUGGGUCAUAAACUGACACUCACAUGGGAUGCCAGCAUUGCAGGCAGUGGCUAAACUCACUAAGCCAUAAUGCUAGCCCCUUUAAUCUGUCUUUUCUUAUUAUUUUACUAAAUACAGUAAACCAGAUGUUGUCUCUCAUCUGGCUUCCUUGGCUCUUGUUAAGGUGUCUUGGUAUUUCACUAGCUGUUUUCAUUUGGGUCUCUGUGGGGAAAUAAUUGCUGGGGUAUUUUAUUCAGCUACCAUCUUACUCUACUCUUCUCUUUUUUAAUAGAAAAUUUUAAAAAAUACGUGAGGAAAAGAAGACUUAGGAAUAUCUGAGAAAACAGUUUACAUUAAGAGAAGUAACUCGUCUUCAGCAUUAGUGAGUUUAACUGCAUAUAUACACUGUACCAUAGCUACUUCUCAUCUCAGAUUUUGGAGAAUCUGCAACUAGCAAGCAGCUGAUUAUCAGGGGAUCACUCUUACUAUCUAUAUACCUGUCAUCUAUCAUCUAUCAAUUUAAUGUUCCCAAGACUCAUGAUUUAAAGAAAUUUUUUUAGCAUUAUUUUACUCAAGUAUUAGAAAUUUUCCUUUAAUGGGAUGGCUUAAGAAUAACCAAUCAACAUAUAGAAACAACAGAUAACACUUUAAUAUAAGAUGCAUUUUUUAAGAUCUAUUUAUUUGAAAGGCAGAUGACACAGAGAUAAAGAAAUCUUACAUCUGCUAGUUUACUCCCCAAAUAGCUGCAAUGGCUGAGAAUAGGCCAGGCCAAAGCUAGGAGUCAGGAACUUCAUGCAAGUCUCCUACAUGUAUUUCAGGGGUCCCAGUACUUGAGCCAUCUUCUGCUGCCUUCCCAGGUACAUUAGCAGGGAGCUGGAGUGGAAGUAGGACAGUUGGGACUCAAACCAUGUUGGUUUCACAAGUAGUGACUUAACCCAAUGAGCCGUAAUGCGUGCUUAAGACCUGUGAUUUUUUUUUUUUUAACAGAAGGGAAUUAAAGACUAAACAUAGGCACCGUUGAAAGUGAGUGGGAGGCUAUUCAUUAGAUCAUUGAUUCUAGCUCUUCUGGAACUAAGUUGUAAAAUAUUGGAUGAUGAAUUUCUUUGUUCCUUGGCUUCCUAAUCUGAAGAAUAAGAGAAAUAACUGUUAUUAACUUCAUGAUUGUUGUGUUGCUAAAAUAAAUUUAUAUAUUCAUAUUAAAGAUUUACACAGAAUAAUGCCUUUCCUCAUAAUGAUUUUGUUCUUAUUGCAUUGAAGUCACCUCUGUCUAAAAAAAUCAAGGCUGGUGUUUUCCUAUUCUUUGAAAGAAAACUUAGAUGCAUAUUCCCAGAUACUACUAAAUGUACAAAAGGGAUUUGGGCCAAGGAUGAAUAUUAGUUAAAUCAUUAUUUCUUCUCAGGUAAAAGUAAUCACACAAGUCUUAACAACAUGAAGGAAUUUGAGAAAAUAAAAGAAUAAAUAGAGACUUAUGACAUUCUCAAUGAGGUUAUAAAAUCUGCUGUAAGGAAGAUCCUUGCCAUUCUGAAUUGCUUUAGGCAGGUCAAACUCAGCCAGCAACUGAAAUUGUUUGCUGUGAUUUUGCAGUCUUCUACCUUCUUGCCCAGAGAUUUCUCCCAUGGGCAACUCAAAUCCUCCCUGGAACAUUUGCCUAGGCCACCUCUGUUCUACCUAGUAAAUAUAAAUUUUCAUUGACUCCUUUGCUCUUACAUCAAUCUUUUCACAAAUUUAAUCACUUUUAUUAAUUUUGAAAUAAUUUUUCCAUGGUAGCAAAUGAAUUUGUGAUUCCGAUAACCUUAUGAGUUGUAUGUAGUCUGUUUUUGACUCUCAAUUGGCAAAUCCCUGAAAUUUUUGGUUGUAAUUAAAAAAAAAUUUUAAUGUUGUUAACACGUGUCCCUUUCAUAUCUUAGACAUAGGAGUGCUUAUCAGAUUAUUAUAUAAACCUUAUUUAACAAUUUUCUGGGCCAUCCCAUCACGACUAAGAGCCCAAGAUACCUUUCCUGGCAGGCCUGGUGCCUUGCGGAAGUUGCUCCCCAGGCCUGGGCGCCUUCUGGGUGGGCUGCAGCGGGAGUAAAGAAGAUGGCCGCCAUGGUGCGGGGAGAAGAGUCCUUGUGGCAGGAGCGGGAGGCAGUGGUCCUCAGCAUUUUGUUGUCUUCAUUGUGCCCCCUUUUCAACCCGUGAUGUCACUGAGAAAGCGAGGCGGCCGCGGCCGCCCAGAAACAAGUGGCCCAACCUAGUGACUGUCAGCACCCGUCACAAAUGGCGGCCUGGCAAAAAACCCUGACUGCGCUCUGUGAUUGCAUUUCCCUUGGCCAAUUCAGGGCCCUCUAAAGCAGGAAAAGGCCUCCGUUCUUCGCUUCCUGCUGUCCUUCUCCACAGCCUUCUCCACAGACAAGGCACAGAGGCUUCCGUCGUUCCCUCGGAAGUGUGGGGGCCUGGCCUCGGCCUCCAUCUUUAUCUCAGGAUGGCGAGCAGCAGCGACUCCAGGGCCAAACUAAUUGUCGGAGGGAAAUAUAAACUGGUCCGGAAGAUCGGGUCUGGGUCCUUUGGGGACAUUUAUCUGGCGAUUAACAUCACCAACGGCGAGGAAGUGGCAGUGAAGCUAGAAUCUCUGAAGGCCAAGCAUUCCCAGUUGCUGUACGAGAGCAAAGUCUAUAAGAUUCUUCAGGGUGGGGUCGGCAUCCCGCACAUACGGUGGUAUGGUCCGGAGAAAGACCAUAAUGCCUUGGUCUUGGAUCUUCUGGGACCCAGCCUCCAGGACCUCUUCAGUUUCUGUUCAAGGAAGUUCACAAUGAAAACUGUCCUUAUGUUGGCUGACCAGAUGAUCAGCAGAAUUGAAUAUGUGCAUACAAAGAAUUUUAUACACAGAGACAUUAAACCAGAUAACUUCCUCAUGGGCAUUGGACGGCACUGUAAUAAGUUAUUCCUUAUUGAUUUUGGUUUGGCCAAAAAGUACCGAGACAACAGGACCAGGCAACACAUACCGUACAGAGAAAAUAAGAGCUUCACUGGCACUGCGCGGUAUGCCAGCAUCAAUGCGCAUCUCGGUAUUGAGCAGAGUCGCCGGGAUGACAUGGAAGCAUUAGGAUACGUUUUGAUGUAUUUUAAUAGAACCAGCCUGCCAUGGCAAGGACUGAAGGCUGCAACAAAGAAACAAAAAUAUGAAAAGAUUAGUGAAAAGAAGAUGUCCACUCCUGUGGAAAUUUUAUGUAAGGGGUUUCCUGCAGAGUUUUCCAUGUAUUUAAACUAUUGUCGUGGGCUGCGCUUUGAAGAAGUCCCUGAUUACAUGUAUCUGAGGCAGCUCUUCCGCAUCCUUUUCAGGACCCUGAACCACCAAUAUGACUACACAUUUGAUUGGACAAUGUUGAAGCAGAAGGUAGCAUAGCAAGUAGUCUCUUCCAGUGGGCAGGUUCAGCAGACCCACGGCCCCAAAUUUCUAAGUAUGAAUUGUGGAGCAGAACAAGUGGAUCAUAUGAUCAGAACAGCAUUUGUUUCUUCCCAAAUCCAGAAAUUUUAGUUUGCAACACUAGCUAGUGCUUGUGGACAACCAUUUACUUGAUGUAGAGGAUUUAAUUUCAAUUUUAACUGGUUCUGGGUAGCAUUGUGAUUCUGAUUAUCAAGUAUGUAGCAUUGUGAUUGUGAAUAUUAAGUGAGAUAGUGAAUCAUGGUGUCUGGUUGUCUUGCAUUUUUUCAAGUGGAAAAGAUAACUAUAUGAUUGAUACAAAUUGUUAGAGAAAUUGUACAUACACAUUUUGUCUCAGUAAACACUUUGCAUUUUGAACUACACUGCUUUGAGAUCUCAUUUCCAAAGAACGGCAUGAAGAGUCUUCAGCCAUACUUGUGAUGGUUGGAAAUUCUUACAAUUGCACAUUCUUAGGGUUUUAACACCCCUGGAAUUUGCAAGCUGUUCCCUUAAAACAUUCUUAAAAUGACUGGCUUCUUGUGAUCCUAGUAUUUGACAUAUAAAAAGACACUGCCUACUUACCUAUGAUAAAUUACAGCAUCUAAAGUGAAGAUUGGCAUUUCUUUAGAAACAUUUUAUUUAUCACAGGGAAUUUAGUUAACAUACUACAACAGAGUAUGUAUAUUACUUAGAUAAAUGAAUCACUGUGAACAACUAUAUAAUCUGGGGUUUUGUUUUGAAAUGGAAGCUUGUUUGAUUAACAAGUUCAUUAAAAACUAAAGUCAAAAACCCAGUUUUUCUGUUAUUGAUAAGUUGGUUUAUUUUUAUAUAUCCCUUUGUAAAAUGCUGUUAUACAUGUCUUUGUUCACUUUAUUAUUUAAAAAAUUAUUUGCUUAAACUACAACUUUUGGAUUAUUAAGUCAAAAUCUUAAACAUUUAUAUAUAUGAGGAUAAACCAGCUGUGCUCCUAAAAAUAAUAGGUGAAUUUCUAUUCCUAUUAGAUUAAAUGCAUGCAGGAUAUUUGGCUUAUAAAACCCUUAUUAUCCUAAUUCCUGAGACUGUGGAAAAUAACUUGACCGAAGUAACUCAAAUUGAUGUAUGAAUAAAUGAUGGACUUUUCUCCCUCAUUUUAGGGAGAAAUUCUAAGUACAUAUGUUAUAUGUGUGCACACAUUUGCUGCACAGCCUUCUGAGUGCUGGGGAGCAAAUGAACUUUUCUGGGUAUUUAGAUCACACCAUAUAAAAAAAGUGCCAAAUAUGCUUAGUUAGGGAGGCUUGUCUAAGCAGAGUUUAGGUAGAUACUGAUUGAGUGAAGGCACUUGGUAUCUCUUCCAGCAUUGUACUAACUUAAUGAGAAAUUGAUUGGCUUUGCAAAUGAGUUUUAUUUUCUCAAACGCUAUAUAAUAAAAGCAGUGGGUUAGGUGCUGUGGAAACAACAGAGAUCCUAUGAGUAUAAACCACCCACAGCCCUCAAUGACUUCCUAGUCCAAUAAGGGAGAUAGCACAUGAUGACAAAUCAAUACAAUGCUAACUAGCAAGUCAUAUUUCAUCCAAAAAAUGUGAGAGUUAAGUGGAGGAUUACUUUGGUGAAGCAAUGAUUUACCUUAAAUUAAAAUAUUCAUCAUGGGUGAUAUCCAGAGGGGAAAAAUUGUGUUUUAAUUUCAACUUAAGGGCUUAUUUUUAAAACUAAUUACUUAAGCUUUUCUGCCUUCUUCAGUGGCAUUGACACAUGAAAAUAGUUGGGAAAUCUUAUGAAUUUCCAACACCCUUGUGGAAAGCAAAUGUAUUGUAAUUUACUAAAGGCAUUUAUGUAUCAAGGCAUAAUCUCUUCUGGGGAAGAGGAAGGUGAAGAUGAGUGUGAGAAACAUCAUGAAUUUUAAAAUUCAUGAGUUGGCAUUUGAACUUUAGUAUGGUUCUAAGAUUAAUUCAGUAUAUUGCAUGCAUUUGCAGUUGAAUUAAAGAUUUUGAAAUUGAUGAAAAGAGAAAGAAAUUGACUUUGACAUACUGUUUGAUAUUGCCAUCAAUUAAAUGCUCAGCAAGUUCAAUUAAACACAGUGUAGAAAUAAAACAAAGAGGGAAAAUCUGAAAUUGGCACUUUAAUUACUUCUUUUAAAAUUGCCUCCAAUUAACUUUCAGCAUCUUUUCUAGAGUGCUUAAAGUAGCAGAUUCUUUAGAAUAGAAAUAAGUGUGGUUUCUUUACUAUCAUUACCUCAUUAAAAUCAGUAUCUAGAAUUAGAUUUGAUCACUUUAUCCAAGUUAAGGCUAAAUUUAUUUCUCUCUUUUAAAUAGCCAACCAACAUUUUGAGUUCUCUUAGGUUGAAGUUCAUUGCCUGAAGUGGAUUCUGUAUUUUAAUAUUCACAGCACAAAGCCAUGAAACUUAAAAGUUGUUUUGUUUAUACCUUUUUGGCAGAGAUGAAAGAAAUUCAGGAAUCAUAAAACACUGGUAUUUUCAGUACAGUAAUCAGGACAGGAUUCAAGUGAUAGAAUUUAAUUUUUAUGUAGUUUGUGCCAAGAUGCUACUUACACACAUCCAAGCCAAGGGUGAAAAUCCAGAUCUCAACUGGGAUAGGGAUUCCCAGGCCCUCCCUGGUAUUCAAAGUUGGGAUUUAUAGCAGCCAGGUGAUUUCCUGGGAACUUGUAUCUGAUUCUUUUUUUAUGUUGGCUUCUUUCAUUUCCUCAGAAGAAUAGUUUUGCCAUGUGACUGGAAAUUGGUUACCAGUGGCUACAGAUUUUAUGUUUUUUAAAAGAUAUGUUUGGGGGCCAGCACUGUGGCAUAGUGGGUAAAGCUGCCACCUGUGAUGUUGGCACUCCAUAUGGGCACUAGUUCGAAUUUCAGCUGCUCUAUUUACAAUCUAGCUCCUUGCUGUUUUGCCUGAGAAAGCAGUGGAAAAUGGCUCAAGUCCUUGCACUGCUAUACUAACAUUGGAGACCCAGAUGAAGCUUCUGGCUCCUGGCUUCCACCUGGCCCAUCCUUGGCCUUUGAAGCCAUUUGAGAAGUGAACCAGUGGAUGGAAGACAUCUCAUUUUCUCCUCCUCUCUCUCUGUAACUCUUUCAAAUAAAUAAAUAAAUAUUUUAAAAAGAGAUAUGCUUGUUUAUUUGAGAGGCAGGGAGACUGCAAGUGAGAGAGAUUUCCCAUCUACUAGUUCACUUCUCAAAUGCCUGCCUCUGCUAGGGCCAUGCUGGGCCAUGUCUGUGGCAGGAACCUGAUUAUUUUGGCUAUCACCUCUACCUCCCAGGGUCUGCAUUAGCAGGAAGCCAGAGUUAUGUGGAAAGUUGCAUAUUGAGCAGUGUCUUAACUGGUCCUUUAUGUUCAUACCAUCACCUAUAGCAAUCUAGGUGGCACUUCUUACUAGUGUGUUGGUACCCAGAAUAUAGAGAUGCAUAUGAUAAGUCACUUCAUGGUCAAUGUUGCUCCAAAUUUCUAAGACUCAUUAGGGCAGGUGUUUGGCCCAGGGGUUAAGACACUGCUUGGAAUGCUUGCACCACUUAUCAGGGUGCUUGUGUUUGAGUCCUGGCUCUGCUCCUGAUUCCAACCUUAUACUAAUCAGUUCCCUGGAAGACAGCAGGUAAUGGCUGAAAUAGUUGGAUCAUUGCUACAUGUGGGAGACCUGGAUUGAGUUCCCAGCUCUUGGCUUCAGCCUCUCCUCUUCCCCCUCCACCAAUCCCUCUUCCUCAACCUGUUUGCCUUUCAAAUAAGUGAAUAAAAAUUUAUGCAAAUUAGUCCCUGUGUUUCCAGGUCUGCAACCCAGGGUCACAACUUCACUCAAGGUUAACUUUAUUUUUUGUAUGCUUUUAUUUAUGUAUUAGAGGUAUAAGAGGUAUAUUUGUAUCUUCUUAAGAUAGUUUUGUGUUUGUUCAGAGAAUCUUUUCCAUAUAAAUUAAGUGGACUUAUCUUUCUCAUUGAAUGUUUAUGGAUAAUAGAACAAAUAUAUUCACAUAUACACACAUUUAGCUGUGGGGUUUUUACAGUUUCUUGAUGAUGAAAAUAAUGUUUCUUAUUUCAAAAGUAAAGUACUGCAAACUUUUAAGAAAAUAUGUCUUUUAAAAAACUUUAAAAUGAGCUGUAUUUUAUAUACAAUUUCUUAACUUUGUUUGCUGUUUUCCCCUUAUCCCUUAGUUUUGGGGAUAUAUGACUCAAAUGAUUGUUUGGUAUUGAAUGUUAAAGGUUGGGCCAUACCUGAUAUCUAUGCAUGACUGUUUCAUUGUUUACUGAUGCAGCUAUCCAACUUACCCUGUAAGUCAUUCUCUCUGUCUCACUCAUCACAUUUGUUGCUCCUCCUUUAGAUUUCUCAAAGACUUAGUACCAUGGUGGAUCUAGUACUAUACUCCCAAUCCACAGUGAUUGAUGUCCUAAAUUACUAAGUUAGAUUGCUUUAAGCAUAGAUUCUCUGCUAACAUGUUGGCCACGAUGACAUAUGAAGUGUAUCCAGCUAAUGAUUUCCAGGCUUAUAGCUUAUGUAAUGUGCCUGUGGAACUAUGUUGAUGCUUUUAUUCCUGGAAAAAGCAGGGCAUGUCAAAUUUAUUACAUGCAAAAUUUGUCUUCUAACCUAGAGGAACCUUUUCCAUAGUUAUAAUGAUAUCUUGUGAUCCUUUGCUAUCCUGGUAAAAAAGAAAAUAAAUAUAAUAAAUGAACUCACCAUAUAAGGCAGGGCUUCCCAAACUUUUCUGAGCCAUACACCCUUUGACUUCUUGUAGGAGUCUGGUUCCCUUUUUAGCAUUCUAUUUUUAUGUAUAUAUUAUAAAAUAUAUACACAAUAAAGUAAACUACUUACAUUGAAAUGCAGGUGUUAGCAUUAAAAAUAAAGAAAUAAAAAUACAUACUUCAUUAUUCAUAUAUUAAAUAACAAAAUUCAGUUAGUUCUAAUAACCUGUAUUUUUCAAAAUAGUGAUGAUAACAAGUGAUAUUUUGCUGUAUCUGUACUAUUUAUAAUGUGACAAAAAUUUAUAUAUGAUUUUUGUACAUAUCAAAGUCACAGAUAGUGCUAAGUCUGUAGUGGUUGAUUUAUUAUAUUCAUAAAUGAAUGAAGAAAUGAAUUUCAUGUGGAGAUUAAUAAGAACAAAAUGUAAUAGUUUCCACUUAUGGGCCAUUUGUUUUAUACGCAUGGAUCCAUUAGAUGGAAUGAAGUUGAAAACUUUGGAUCGAGUUAAGGGGCACUAUUAUAAAAUCUUAAUGAUUGAAUAUAUUGCUUCUGUCAUAGGUUUUUCAUUUUUAUUUUUUGGAGGGGAUUUAUUUUUAUUUGAAAGUCAGAGUUAAAGACAGAAAGGGAGUGAUAGAGAUCUUCCAUCUGCUGGUUCACUCCCGAGAUGGCCACAACAGUCAGGGCUGGACCAGGCCGAAGCCAAGAGCCAGGAGCUUCUCCCAGGUCUCUACAUGGGUGCUAGGGUCCGAAACACUGGGGUCAUCUUCCACUGCUUAUCCUAGAUCAUUAGUAGGGAGCCGAAUUGGAAGCAGAGGAGCUGGGACAGGAACCGGGAUGCUGAUGCUUGCAGGUGGCAGCUUAACCUGCUGUACCACAAAGAUAUUUCUUUCUGGUUUUUGCAUUUUUUUAAAAAAAAGACCUUCAGGUUUCCUUUUUGGACACUAUGAGAAACAGUGACUUGAUCAGCCCUUGUCCUGACUGUUGAUGUACAACUUAAUACUUUAUCCUUUUUAGUAUUUUUUUUUGUUCUACUUGAGACUAUUGGUUGAACUCUGUAAUUAACACACAAUUAUUCUUAGGUGUUUAAAUUUUAACUGAAAAGUGAUCCCUGUUAGAUAUAAGAGUGGGAAUAAGAGAGGGAGGAGAUGUGAGAUGUACAGUUUGGCACAUGCUCAAUUGGACUUGCCCCAAAUGGUAGAGUGAGAAACAUACCAGGGGUUUCCAAUACAAUCCCAUCAAGGUGGCAUGUACCAAGGCCAUCUCACUAGUCCUAGUGCUCAAUUUCAGUUCACAAUUGAUCACACUGAUAGGUCUAAGAGUCAAAGGGAUCACACAAACAAGACUAGUGUCUGCUAAUACUAACUGAUAGAAUUAAAAAGGGAGAGAACGAUCCAACAUGGGAAGCGGGAUACACAGCAGACUCAGAGAAUGGCAGAUGUCCUAAACAGCACUCUGGUGUCAGAAUCAGCCCUUAAGGCAUUUGGAUCUGGCUGAAGAGCCCAUGAGAAUAUUUUAGGCAUAAAAGCCAAGACACUCUGGCAAAAAAAACCCAAACAAACAAAAAACAAAACAAAACAAAAAAAAACAAAACCAACCUAAAUGAAAGAUCUCUGUAAGUGAGAUCCCAGUGGGAAGAAUGGGCCAUCAAAGAAGGAGGUACUUUUCUCUGAAGUGAGGAGAGAACUUCCACUUUGACUAUAUAAUCGGGGCUGGUGCCGUAUCUCAAUAGGCUAAUUCUCCGCCUGCGGCACCCACACACCAGGUUCUAGUCCUGGUCGGGACACCGGAUUACGUCCCCAUUGCCGAUAUUCCAGUCCAGCUCUCUGCUGUGGCCCGGGAGUGCAGGGGAGGAUGGCCCAAGUCCUUGGGCCAUGCACCCACAUGGGAGACCAGGAGAAGCACCUGGCUCCUGGCUUUGGAUCAGCGCAGUGUGCCGGCCGCAGAGCGCCAGCCACAGUGGCCAUUGGAGGGUGAACCAACGGUAAAGGAAGACCUUUCUCUCUGUCUCUCUAUCACUAUCCACUCUGCCUGUCAAAAAUAAAUAAAUAAAUAAAUAAGAUCGGAGUCGGCGAAUACAAAUGGCUUCCAUAGCCUUGGCAACUCAUGACAAGAGCCUAGGGAGAUUACUGACGCCGUAAACAAGAGUGUCAAUUUGUUAAGUCAACAACAGGAGUCACUGUGCACUUACUUCUCAUGUAGGAUCUCUGCCCUUAAUAUGUUGUUCAAUGUGAAUUUAUGCUAUAACUAGUACUCAAACAGUAUUUUACACUUAAUGUUUCAGUGUGGGUGCAAGUUGUUGAAAUCUUUACUUAAUAUAUACUAAAUUGAUCUUCUGUAUAUAAAGAUAAUUGAAAAUAUAUCUUGAUGUGAAUGGAAUGGGAGAGGGAUC